Saprolegnia diclina VS20 is the source of this 1368-nucleotide messenger RNA. RefSeq lists its product as hypothetical. The transcript has 2 exons. Bases 1 to 1368 code for a protein of 455 amino acids. NCBI's taxonomy places the organism in Eukaryota, Oomycota, Saprolegniomycetes, Saprolegniales, Saprolegniaceae. The record is from RefSeq and is a predicted model, not a curated record. Gene Ontology annotation, molecular function: GDP-Man:Man(1)GlcNAc(2)-PP-Dol alpha-1,3-mannosyltransferase activity; alpha-1,3-mannosyltransferase activity.
AUGGCUCCGUGCGGCUGCUGUUCAACGACGAUGGCCGACUAUGUGCUCUACGCUCUCGCUCUGGCCGCGCUCUGGCUCAUCUAUGGCGGCUUUAUCCGCUCGCUGCCUGCGUCGGCGCCUCGCCAUCCGCGCAAGGUGGCCUUUCUGCAUCCCGACCUCGGGAUUGGCGGCGCCGAAAACCUCAUCGUGAACGCCGCCGUCGCGCUGCAGUCCAAAGGCUACGUCGUGCACCUCUUCACAGCGCACCACGACAAGGGUCAUUGCUUUGAGGAGACGCGUGGCGACGGCCCACUCGCGCGCUUCGUCGUAGUGUAUGGCGACUGGCUGCCGCGGACGAUCCUCGGGCGCAUGUACGCCGCGUGCGCGUUUGUCCGCAUGCUGUACAUUACGCUGCGACUGGCGCUGCAGCAGUGGGACGCCGACGUCUUCAUCGUCGACCAAGUCGCGCUGCCCGUGCCGUUUCUGCGCGCGUUCUUGGGGCGCCCCGUGUACUUUUACGGGCACUACCCCGACAAGCUCCUCUGCACGGAUCGUUCGUCGCCCAUCAAGCAGCUGUACCGGUGGCCGCUCGACAAGCUCGAGGAAGUCACGACCUAUGCGGCCGACACGAUCGUCGUCAAUAGCAAAUUCACGGCGUCCGUCUUCCAAAGUGCGUUCCCAUCCUUGGCGUCGCGGCAGCUGAGCAUUCUGUACCCGCCCGUCAACCUCGCCGACUUUGCGUCCGCGCCGCCGCCACAUAGCGACGCGCAGCUGCAGUCGUUGCUCGCCCACAAGUGCCUCUUUGUCUCGCUCAACCGGUUUGAGCGCAAGAAGAACAUUGCGCUCGCACUGGACGCGCUCGUCGCGCUGCGCACCCGCAUCGAAGCAAACGUCUUUGCCUCAGUGCACCUCGUGAUCGCCGGCGGGUACGACCCGCUCAACGUCGAGAACGCCGAGCAUCUCCGCGAGCUUCAGGCGCACGUGGCCGCGCACGACUUGGCGUCGCAUGUGACCUUUUUGACGUCGAUUUCGAAUGCGACCAAGCUCCACCUGCUCUUGCAAGCGCGCGCGAUCCUGUAUACGCCGAGCUUUGAACACUUUGGCAUCGUGCCGGUGGAGGCCAUGGCCUGCGGCACCCCGAUCGUCGCCGCCAACACGGGCGGGCCGCUCGAGUCGAUCGUGCACGGCGUCACGGGCUUUCACUGCGCGCCGACGGGCGAAGCGUGGGGUGCUGUGCUCGCGAUGCUGGUCGAAAAUGCCAACGGUCUAUGCGCUACCCUCGGUGCUGCGGGCAAGCAGCGGGCGGCCGACCUCUUCUCGCUCGACGCGUUUGCCGAGACGCUGGACCGGGACAUGCAAGCGCUCGCCGGCAAGUCCAAGACCAACUAA